This is a messenger RNA of Aspergillus nomiae NRRL 13137, 897 nucleotides long. RefSeq names its product VIT1/CCC1 transporter family protein. The record is from RefSeq and is a predicted model, not a curated record. Gene Ontology annotation, biological process: intracellular manganese ion homeostasis. Gene Ontology annotation, molecular function: manganese ion transmembrane transporter activity; iron ion transmembrane transporter activity. The transcript has 3 exons. Gene Ontology annotation, cellular component: fungal-type vacuole membrane. Bases 1 to 897 code for a protein of 298 amino acids. Lineage: Eukaryota; Fungi; Ascomycota; Eurotiomycetes; Eurotiales; Aspergillaceae.
AUGGCGCUAUUAUUUCUGAAACAAAAAUUAUUUCCCGGCGAAGAUAAACGUUCCGCCGGUAAACUUGGGAAACCCUUACUCGCACCAGACGACUCCACCCUUCACAGCGACCAGGAUGACAUCGAAUCGCAACGGUCCUAUAGCACCUUCCGUCCUUCAUCCCCUACAUCCGAAUCAGGAAGCACCAGCAGUUCACGCUCACGGAUCAACCCGCGAAUCGUGUCGGACGCCAUCUUGGGUCUCUCAGAUGGGCUCACCGUGCCCUUCGCACUGAGCGCCGGCCUUUCAGCCUUUGGAAACACUAAAGUCGUCGUCCUAGGCGGCCUCGCCGAACUAGCAGCCGGUGCUAUAUCCAUGGGCCUGGGCGGCUACGUCGGCGCGAAGAGCGAAGCAGAAUCAUACGAGACAACAGUACGCGAAACAAAAGAACUCAUUGAAACCUCUCCCGCCGAAACAUCAUCCAUUGUCCGCGAUAUUUUUUCUGCAUAUGCACUCCCCGAAGAGGCAAUUGCUCAGAUCAAUACCUCACUGCACGCUUCUCAUGACCGGCUUCUAGAUUUCCUCAUCACAUUUUAUCACAAGGAGUCCGAGCCGGAUUGUAACCAGGCUUGGAUCUCGGCUGUUACGCUUGCGUUGGGUUACUUUGUUGGUGGAUUCAUUCCGCUUAUACCGUAUUUCAUCUUCCAUCAGGUUAUUGUUGCCCUUUACUGGAGUAUUGGGGUGAUGGCAAUUACGCUGUUGGCCUUUGGGUAUAUCAAGACGUGUGUGGUAAGGGGGUGGAAGGGGAGAGAGAACAUCGCCGCGGGCAUCAAAGGCGGAGUGCAGAUGUGUUUUGUUGGCGGUGUCGCGGCGGGAGCUGCGAUUGCCCUGUUAAGGAUGUUCGGCGGUGGUGCUUGA